UGUCAAACGUCAGCGUACAAGUUUUUCAUUUUUUGUUCAGAAAUUUUUUUUUGUAAGUUUCUCACAGACUAAUAACAAAAAUUAUAAAAUUCUAAAGAACUUAAUGAAAAUAGCAACUUCAGUUUUUGCGAUAGCAAUAUAAAUCACAUUGCAAAGGAAACGUAAAGUUGCUGAAUAAAAAGCGAUAAAAUAACUGAGGCGGUGGCAGCUUCAGCUUCAGCAGCAGGGGCAGAGCAUUGCUGUUAGAGGCGUCGAAAAACAGUCAAUUUGGUAUUUGUCAAAGUGCUGAAAAUAAAAGUUUGGGCACCAUUCGUCGACUACGGUUGUUCGAAUAUCUCCAAUUUGAACCAAAGAUGUCGAAUAUGUCGGUGGGACAGAUUAUAAAUGACGCACAGCGGAUUGCUAGUCGCGUAAAAGAUUUAGAACUGUUGGGUAAUGCUUUGCUGGUAGAAGCAGAAGGCAAUAAUCGCUUGGUAGAAAGUUUGCGACAAUUUCAAGAUGACAUGGAUUCGUUGAACCGAAUUUCCAAUAACAAAUCAAAUUCCGAAAUGGUGAAUCGUAUACAACAACAAAAUGCUACCAGUUCAGAGAUUUUGAAAGAAAAUCGGGAAUUAAAAAUAUGCAUUGAAGAUUACGAACGCACCAUGGAGUUCAUAAUGCAGAAAUAUCGUGAACACACAAGCAGCAAAAUACUCGAAAGCAAAAUUAACUUUAAAGAAGUAUACAAUGAGGAACUUUGGAUUAUUAUACGGGAACAGCGUGCGAAAAUCAGAGAAAUGGCCGUCGUUAUGCAGCGCGCAGCCUCUGUGGAUGAUGAAGCGGUGCACCGCGAUAUGGAGACCAUGUCUCGGUUGCGCAAGGAAAAUCAAAUAUUGCGUGAAUUGCUACAGAUUUCAAAACAAUUCGGAUCUGCAAGCCAACCUAUACGAGUAAAUGACCAUAUGCUGGAAGAAAAGGGUGUACAAACAGAUGGUGCUGACGAUUCGGCAGAUGAGCUCUCACUAUCAGGAGCAUCAAUUGAAAAUGUGAACAACAACUCAGUAAUUUCGCUUCUACCGAAUGCAGUUGCUGUAGCUAAUGCCAUCAUUAGUGAUACCCCGAACAGCACUAAUAUGAACACUGCCGAUAACAUUAAUGCGAGUAAGAUAGCAACGUUACACACUGUUGGCGAAAAUAAUAAUGGGCCUUCGCUAGUUGGUGAAUCGGUGCCGAUUUCAAUUAUUCCUCCGAUAAAUCAUCCUGGUGCAUUAAGCACGACAACGCUCAUUACCAUAGAGAAUGCUACAGCUGUUGACACUGUUGCUAACGCUUCUGCGUUAAACGCCACUGCACCAAUAACGGGGAACACAUCUAGUGCGGUGGGUACAGCAAACACAUCCGGGUCGGUUGAGGCACCAAAAGCUGCAACAUGAUAGGGCGCGAAUCGUAGGCGAUUGUAUCGUUGUCGCCUGUCUUUGGUUCUUUGGAGUAAACAAUUUUACUUUAAUUCUACAUUUUCUUUUGUUCACAUAAUACGUAUAAUUCUAAAAUUUAUUUCUUAAUAUAUGAAAUUAUAAUCGUAAGCAUUCA
This is a messenger RNA of Anastrepha obliqua, 1569 nucleotides long. It is a transcript of the gene Fgop2, whose product is annotated as FGFR1 oncogene partner 2 homolog. The record is from RefSeq and is a predicted model, not a curated record. The transcript has a single exon. NCBI's taxonomy places the organism in Eukaryota, Metazoa, Arthropoda, Insecta, Diptera, Tephritidae. The coding region runs from base 354 to 1412 and encodes 352 amino acids.